Vitrella brassicaformis is the source of this 3408-nucleotide messenger RNA. Lineage: Eukaryota; Vitrellaceae. The record is from the annotation of a GenBank genome assembly.
CGCAGAAGCACUGCAUGUUCGACAAGGGCAACUUCCUCAACCUCACACCCACCAACCGGUACCGUAUCCGAUCGGUGACGGGGGAUACAACAAUGGCAGAGGGGGUGGGUGAUGUCCAGCUGUUCGUGCGGACAGCAAAGGGUCGUGUGGCGGAGAUGCGAGUGAAGGAUGUGUUGUACGUGCGGCGUCACGAUGAGGGUCCUGACAUCGGCGGGUGCCCCCAACGGCAGGUCAACGUCGUCAGGACAGAGGAGGAGAACAAGAUGCCCACCUUGCUUACAUCCGCAACAGGGCCCCGCAGCUGCGCGGCAGCACCAUCCUCCGCAGGCAGCAUGCACAGCGGGAGUGGCAGGAGAUGCUCAACGACCGCGUCCGCGUGCGACUGGGGAAGCCGCCGCAGAACAGAUAUGGCGAUGAUGCGGGGCGGACGUAGACAUAGAGGGGGAGGCAGAGGGGUCGGUGCAUCAGUGUGCAUGUGCGUGUGUGUGAUGUGAUGUGUUGUGGUGCGUUGUGCUUUGUUGUAUCGUGUCGUGUGAAUAGAAUGAGUGUGCAUUCACUCACUGAUGUGUCUGGCUGCCAUGCCUGCUGUGAUUGAUGAGGAGCUGAGGCGUGACUUGGCGCAAGCCCGGCUUUUGGGCGAGCCCAAGACGUAUGCGCAGGCAAUGAAGAAUCCACUGAGACAUAGAUGGAGGAGGCGAUGGAUCGUGAGAUGAAUAGUGUGCGUGCAAAGGAAGUGUACAAGACAGUGUCUCGUAGCUCAGCUAGAGGUCAGGUCCUGUCUAUCAAAUAGGUGUUUGCUGUACGGUGCGUGGUUUUGAGCAGCCAUGGCAGGAGAGAGACCCGACAUUCUCACCCACACUCAACUUUGAUGCGUUUCGUGUCGAAGCCAGCACAGCCAAUGCGACGGACCUUGACCUGAAGCACAUGGAUGUCGAGACAGUUUCUUUACUCUCCUUUGCAUGAGCCUCUAUGGUGUGAGUUUCCUGAUGGCUAUCGUGUGGAUAUAUUGGGUGUGUGAUGGAGUUAGCGGGUGCUGUAUGGUCUGCCCGACGCACCUCGUGCGUGGCACGUACAUAUCGAUUCGUAUUUGUGUGAGCUGGGCUUCCUAUCUGUUCGCAGUGAGACGUGACUCUAUUACCACGAGUCUCGCCGUAUUUUGCUCGCGCGGUAUGUAGAUGAUAUGGUAGUUGCAUCGACGAGUGAGAGCUAUGCGUGGCUGCAGGACCGACUGAAUGAAGGGUUUGUAGAUGUGAGUACCUUUUUGGGCGUGUCACUUGCUCGGGACAGACAGAGUGGCCUGCUCACGCUCCAUCCGUCUAAGUACGUGGAUGCUGUGUUAGACAAGUUCAAUAUGACUGACUGCACGCCGGCCGAUUGCCCUCUACCUAUCGGCCCCGAUCUCAAUGUGCGUAGUGAUGCGUACUCACAGAGAGAACUGGCCAAGAUAGCUGGCUUCCCGUAUCGAUCUGUAGUGGGCCACCUGCAGUACGCUGCGUCGACAUGUAGGCCUGAUCUGUCCUUUGCGUGUUCCGUGCUGUCUCGUGUGUUGGAUGCACCCACACCUGUUCAUGUACAUGUACAUGCGUGUGGUCAUGUGCUGCGUUACAUCAAGGGGACACGGGAGCUAGGCAUCACUUUUUCUGGCGGUGAAUGGGACACAGUGGAUGUGCAUGCGUCUGGCUGUUUUCAAUCUGGAUGGCUAUGCUGAUGCGUCACUGACUGACCAGCCAGGAGCAAAGUCGACUGAUGGUCAUGUGGUGUUCAUGGGUGGCGGCGUUGUCAUGUGGCGGAGCCCGUCCAGCACACUGCUGCACAGGGUACAUGCAUGUGAGUGAGAGUAUGAUGCCAUGGCGCAGUGCACCAAGGCACUCGUAUAUGUGAAGUUCGUGCUGGAGGAAUGGGUUGGUUUGUUCAUUUCGUGUGGUCGUCUCUCUCUGUAUGGCGCCACCUUCAUUAUUUACGUGACUAUACAGAGAGAGAUGGUCCUCAGAUACGUGCCGAGCAAGGAAAACGUAGCCGAUAUUUUCACUAAGGUGCUGGAUAGAAAAAGCUUUCUUUAUAAAUAGAAGGAGCUUUCUUUUGCUCGGGCGGUGUCCGCCUCAGUGCCCAUAUUGUCCUUUUUGGUGCCACUGAGGGGUGACAGGAUUGGCCAGGAAUAUGACCGGUAUCUGUACAGUGUACCAGCGGCAUGCACUGUGGUCUUUGACGUGUGGGACUCAUGGCCAUGUGUGUGUGGCUCAGUGACGGAUAGUCUCUUCACUCACAUCGGAUCUGACAGAGACGGCUCGAUGAACAAGGGCUUUGCCAAUGGUGAGAGCGGUAAAACUGACUCCCGAGUAUGCUCACCAUCCUUAUGUCAGCGUUCUGAUGGCCACUUCCCCAGGGCAUCACUUCUGUGCACUCUACAUGUCAAGGGUUGAUGAUCCAUGACGGACUCGGUGGGGGGUCGGGCAGAGGCUUCUAUUUGGCAUGCUUGCAGUGAUUGAAGGGACAGCUUGCGUAGUUCUUAGUUUGGAUUCUUGAUGGAUUCCUCGUGCCGAUGCGCUUUGUAUCUGUCCGUCCCUCAGUCCAUCGGUUUAUGAAAUACGUACUGAGAUAUCUGGCUGGGCAGAUACAUACAUAACCUGUCGUAUCAUGUCAACAUAUGUUUGUGAGUGAGUGAGCGAGUGAGUCUUCACAACCCAUGUGUGUGUGGUGUGGUGUGCCAUCCCUGUGUGUGUAGGUGUCCCUCCCCCCUCUCCCCGUUGGCAGAUACGUACGUACGUGUGUGCAGACCAGCAGCAUCCCCGCCCAUCAGACAGCCACACAGGCAGGCAGGCAGGCGGGCAGACGGAGGGAUGGGAGAGAGACAUCAACGAUGAAUGCCGACACACAGCAGGCAGGUGGGCACGCAGGCAGGCAGGCAAUGCGGCUAUUUGUCCUUUCCUUUCCUUUCCUUCUCCUUUCCUCCUUUGCACAGUAAUCAGAUGGCCAGCCAGCCAGCCAGCCAGCCAGAAAACAAACGACGACAUCCAACCGGGACGCGCAUACAUGUGUAUGCUGUCUAUGCUGUGUAUGUCAUGUCCGCACGGCACGCACACCGAUGCGAUGCGAUGCACAUCCACCAACCAUCCAACCACCCAUCCAUGCAUCCAUCCAUCUCCACACAAAGGAAGAAGCACACCAUAGGUACACAUGACACUCGCACAUCCAUCCAUUCAUCCAGCCAUCCAUGCAGCCUCCCUGUCAAUCUCUUCUUCGGUCUGUCGGAGCGUGUGGCGCAUUCUCUGCCCCAAAUAACGGGCAGAGAGCACCCACUCAUCUCGUCUCUCGUCGCGUGUCGCCCCUUCCUUCCUGCCUGCCUACCUGCCUGCCCGCCUGCUCGCCUUUCUGCCAGCCACAACACAUCGCUCUGUCCCUCGCUCUCCC